AUGAGCUCGCUGUGGUCCAAGGUAGCUCGUGUGCUCCCAUUCAAGCGUAACCGUCCCGUCGGCUACGACCUCCAAGGCAACAAAUACUUUGAGCACCCCGACGCCAACGGCGGGCGCGACCGCCGUGUUGUCGAGUACGCCGACGACAAGGGCAGCAUCACGGGCAAGGGCGAGGACUACCGCAAGGGCACGGCGCAGCUGCCCGUCCAGUGGACCGCUUGGAUGAGCUAUACGCGCGAGCUGCCGCCCACCAUGGCCGAGCUGCAAGUGGACGCUGCGCGCCAGUCACGCCUGCAGCCGCUCAUUGCCGCCAUCGAGGCCAGGGAGAAGGCAGAGCGCAUCGAGCAGGGCUACUUGCUCCCCGACGGCAGCGAGGUGCCCAGGUCCGACAUGGACAACCGCGUCCCGGCAAGUCUGUCGUUCCCCGGCCGCAGCGGUCCCGGAGCAAACUUCCUCCCUGGAGAGGGCAGGAAGAAGCUCGUCAUGCCGCCCCGCGAGGUCGCGCAGGCUGCUGGGUUUGACACCUCGCUCGCUCCCCCACGUGCGACUGUCGACCCGGCGUCGGCCGACGACGCCGCCGCGCUCCGCAAGCUCGCAGAGGACGACACCCGCCGUCGCCUGCGUGAGAGCGGCGUCGCCGAGAGUUCGGGCCAGGUCGACGGCGUCACGGGCGUCGGCCGCGCGUUCAAGCCAGCUCGUAGGAGGGGAUGA
Apiotrichum porosum is the source of this 711-nucleotide messenger RNA. RefSeq lists its product as uncharacterized. The transcript is spliced from 2 exons. The record is from RefSeq and is a predicted model, not a curated record. Gene Ontology annotation, cellular component: membrane. Bases 1 to 711 code for a protein of 236 amino acids. Lineage: Eukaryota; Fungi; Basidiomycota; Tremellomycetes; Trichosporonales; Trichosporonaceae. Gene Ontology annotation, biological process: mitochondrial respiratory chain complex I assembly.